Molecule: messenger RNA, 661 nt
Organism: Leptopilina boulardi
Lineage: Eukaryota; Metazoa; Arthropoda; Insecta; Hymenoptera; Figitidae
Gene: RpL21
Product: 60S ribosomal protein L21
Exons: 2
Coding region: 154-633 (159 amino acids)
Biological process (GO): translation
Cellular component (GO): cytosolic large ribosomal subunit; ribosome
Molecular function (GO): structural constituent of ribosome
Source: RefSeq, a predicted model, not a curated record
AGCGCCUCUAGUGAUAAUAAAUAAGAAAACACUAGAAUCAAUUUUUUAUAGGGAAUUUUAGUUUUUAAUAUUGGUACUACUGUGAAAUAGUUUCUUUCUUUUUUUCCUUUCGCGUUUUCGACAAACGACAGUCGAGAAACAACAAGCGUCAAAAUGACAAAUUCAAAGGGUUAUCGACGUGGUACAAGAGAUUUAUUCUCUCGUAAAUUCAAAAAACAUGGAACAAUUCCACUUUCAACUUAUAUGAAAGUUUAUAAAAUUGGCGAUAUGGUUGAUAUUAAACAAAAUUCAGCUAUUCAAAAGGGAUUGCCAUAUAAAGUUUAUUAUGGAAAAACAGGCCGUGUUUUUAAUGUAACUCCACAUGCACUUGGAGUUGUUGUUAAUAAACGUGUGCGAGGAAGAAUUAUUCCAAAAAGAAUCACCGUUCGUGUUGAACAUGUAAAUCAUUCAAAAUGUCGUGAAGAUUUUUUGAAACGUGUGAAGGAAAAUGAACUUCUUAGAAAACAAGCGAAAGAGAAGAAAAUUACCGUUCAAUUAAAACGACAACCUGUACAACCAAGUGGAGCGCACAUCGUCUCUGGAAAACAGGCACCAAUAUUACUUGCACCUAUUCCCUAUGAAUUUGUUGCCUAAACGAAAAAUAAAAUCUUUGUAAUUAUAA